Eurytemora carolleeae is the source of this 2119-nucleotide messenger RNA. It is a transcript of the gene ecd, whose product is annotated as protein ecdysoneless homolog. Bases 416 to 2065 code for a protein of 549 amino acids. The transcript has 11 exons. The record is from RefSeq and is a predicted model, not a curated record. Lineage: Eukaryota; Metazoa; Arthropoda; Copepoda; Calanoida; Temoridae. Gene Ontology annotation, cellular component: nucleus.
UUUCUCCAAAUAAAUUUUUUAUUAAUUCUCACUGGGCUUUAUUUUUCUAUUUGCAUCAAAAAUGAAAAUUUUGUCAACAAUGAGGAAAUUUUGCGUCAUACAUGCAAAUUUUGUCAACAAUGAGGAAAUUUUGCGUCAUGCAUGCAAAUUUUGUCAACAAUGAGGAAAAGUGCUGUAUGUAACAACUGCUGUAAACUCAAUCUAACAAUCUAGCUAAGUGAGUUUUGAAUAAACUAAAAAGUGAAAUCUAAGGAUUCUUGUCAUCAAUUCUGUUUCUUGAUGUAGUUCGUGCUUCCAGGGACUUUAAAUGAACUUGGUUCGAGGCACAGUUCUUCAUUUCACUAUUCACUCCUCUAGACCUUGUUCAAUCAAUACAGAUUAAUUUAAUGCCUUGAUUUCCAGAUAUAGAGAGAAUAUGGCUGGCAGGAUGGAAGAAGACAAGGUGGAAUACUGGCUUUAUCCAACAGAGUCUGGGUUGGAUGGUUUCUCCGUCCUGGCGAAGGUUUGGAACCUUGUGGAGAAAUCUGUUCAAACUUAUCUUUGGCAUCAAGAACUCUUCAAUCUCAAGCUAGUCGAGGAAAAAGAUGGUUGGUGUCUCCAGGGGGGUGUUGUAUACGGAGAUAGUGUCGAGGAUGAAUGGAUGGUAGUUGCUCUACUCAAAUAUAUUACAAGUGAGCUACAUGAGAUAUCUGCUAGAGUACUGGAUUCAGAUGGAGAAAUAAUAUUAAUAGAAGCCGCAGAUCAAGUUCCAAGGUGGGCCGGAGAACCUGCUCUGGCGGAAGGACGGGUUUUUCUUUACUCCGGAGAGGUUCACUUAAUCCCAGUAUGUCAGACACCCGGAGAUGUUACUCCGUUCCCCCACGGUUCUCCGAACCCGUUCUCUGCUUCAAGAUUCAUCGCAACAUAUCCUCAUCUUACCAGAGCAGACACUUCAGUUCAAAAGGUAAUAACCAGCAGGAUUGGUAGAUAUCCUAAGGAAUGGUCUGACAAUAAACACAUUACCACAGUUUUACUUCCAGGGAUCCUUGCUGCUCUUCUGCAUACACACAAACAAACGGUGUCUGAUAUAGUUCACGCUCUGAAAGAUCGAGAUCACAUUGAUGCAAGAAAGACCCGAAGUAUGCCACGAAUCCGUCCUGAAAACCAAAAGCAGUAUUCGCUAACCUUCCCUCGCUGUCUCUACGCUCUACUCUCAAGCAUUAAAGUUAAACCACACAGAAGUUCCGGUUGGAAGAUUGAAGAGCGGAGUAAACCGGAAGUACUCGGAUAUCAGUUGAGUUUAGGACUGGAGAUACUUUUAUCCAGACAUAGGCGCGGGGAAGAGGAAUCAGUUGGAGAACAGAGCUGGGAGAGGUUCAGGGAGAAGCUUGAAGAUGUCGGAUACUUUCAAGGAGAGAUGCAAGGUUCGGUGAAGUACAAACAUUUAGCGGAGCAAGCUCAGGAAUUUAUGAAAUGUUCCAAGGAGGGUUCCCAUCAUUCCCGGGUAGAUAAUAUUGUCAAGACUGUUGAGAGGUUUGAGAACGGGGAUCUGAAAGAACCCAGCUCAGGUUGGUUGCGCCCCGGGGGACAAGACGGGGAUGAAUCAUGGAUGGAAGUUACUCCGGAGUCUUUGGAUCGAAUGCUGGCAGCUAGGUUCGGAGUUGCCCAGGGUGGAGAGGAGAAUAUUCCGUCUGAACUGAACAGUUUUCUGAGUAAGAUAUCAGAUAUGGCUGGAGUAGGAGACCAGGAUUCAGUAGACCUGGAUCCAAACAAUCUGAUCAGUUCUAUGAAGAAACUACUCGGUGAACCUGACGAUCAUACCUUCAGUGAUGAGGAUUCUGAUGAAAGUGAUGAUGAUGAAGAAGAUCCUGUGAUCAUUGAUUACAUGAACAGGUUGGAUGCUGAGGUAUCCGGGCUCAAGGGUCGGGAGGACCUACCGGACCAGGAUAAACCUCUAGAGGUUGAUACUAACGUGCUCUCAAAUCUUCUAGCGUCCUACUCCGCAGAGCUGGGAUUCUCCGGUCCUGCAUCCUCGCUCUUUAACACCCUUGGGAUCAAUCCUGGAGUUAAGGGGGAGAAGAGUUGAUUAGAUCUGUGAUUAUUUUUACAAAUUUACAUCAAAGAUGUUUUUAUUUUCAGA